AUGGCCUUGCGUAUUUUUGCAGAUGUGGAUACUGCAUCAAAGUGCGCGUGCUUGUUUCCAAAGGAUGUAUCUGCCUGUCGCGCGGUGGCAGAGGCGGCAAAGACCAGAGCAUUGGAAAAGUUGAAUGCAAUUUACUCAGUUGCGGGAAAGCGCACAUUUGCCAACACCGCCGUGGCUGUUGAUGUUGCAGCUGCGGAAUUUGCCGUUUCUUCAAGUUUGCUUUCCGUGAUUAUGAGCGUUUCCGCAGAUAAAGCGACACGUGAGGAGGCCAACAAGCAAGUUAUUGAGCUCAAUUCUUUUGAAAUUGACAAUUUUCAGUACAAUAAACGUCUUUAUGAGGCCCUGAAGGAUGUUUCCCAGAGCGUUGAAUAUCAGAAAGAAUACUUGGAGGGUAAGAAAGACAAAGAAUACUCUUACUGGCUUGAGAAUGAGCUAAAAGCUUACAGAAGAAAAGGUAUGGAGUUACCAGAGGACAACUUUAAAGAAGUUGUGGCAUUAAACAAAGAUCUCUCGGCCUUGUGUACAACCUUUUCCCGAAAUAUAAGUGAAGAUAGGACUGAAAUUUUGGUUUCAGCUGAAGGUCUUAAAGGAGUGCCAGAAUCCAUUGUCAAAGGACUCGAAAAGGGAGAGGAUGGUCGGCUUAUAUUGAAAAUGGACUACCCAACUUAUUUUGGGGUGAUGAAAAACGCCGAGGUGGCUUCCACCCGCCAAGCUAUGGCUCGGGCUGCGAGCAACAAGGCAUAUCCUGUGAACGAGCCGGUUCUGAAAGAAAUGAUUGUCAAAAGACAGGCUUUAGCAGAACUGCUUGGUUUUCCUUCCUACAGUUAUCUUAAUUUGGAUGAUAAGAUGGCAAAGUCUCCUGACACUGCAAAGGCGUUUGUUGAUGAUCUUAUUCCUCGGCUUCAGCAGAAAUGGAAAUCUGAACUGGAGUUGAUUAAAAAAAACUUACACGAAAGCUGUAUUUUGACGCAGGAUGGACGCUUACAGGAAUAUGAUGUGGCGUUCAUGAUGAACCAAAUUAAAAAGAAUCAAUUCAAUGUUAGCGAGACUGAAAUUCAAGAAUACUUUCCGCUUGAUGUUACUGUUAAGGGUUUGUUUGAUAUAUAUCAGGCUUUUUUUAAUAUUAACUUUACCCGUAUUGACAACGGUUCCGAAUUUUGGGAUAAAAGUGUUUUUACGCUUUGCGUCAAGGACAACGCAACUGGAAGGACGUUGGGACACGUAAUUAUGGACCUUUUUCCACGUGAGGGAAAGUAUUCACAUGCUUGCUGUCACCAGGUUGUUCCUCCUGUUCUUUUGCGUGGAUCGGAAGACGAAUUUUCACCUGCCUUGGGUGUUGUAAUUGCGAAUUUUCCGGCACCUUCGAAAGAUCAACCUUCGUUAUUUCUUCACGAUAAUGUGGUCACAUUUUUUCACGAAUUUGGUCACGCUAUUCAUGGGCUUCUGGGGCGCAGUCGCAUGGCUACUUUUGCUGGAACAAAUGUCAAACGGGAUUUUGUUGAAUUACCCUCCCAAAUGCUGGAGGAAUGGGUAUGGGAGCUGGAACUUCUUCAAAAAAUAACGUCUCACUACAAAACGCAUGAACAUUUGCCCAGUGGGCUUGCGGAGGCAAAGGUUAAGUCUCGAAAUGUCUUUAGCGGUCGGGAUUCCUUAAGACAGUUGGAAUUUGCCACCUAUUCCCUGGAAAUUUUUUCCGCUUCUUUUGCAGGCGGAAAAGACACCAAUAAAUUGGAUACUACGGAGCUGAUAAAAAAUGUUCGCUCAAGGAUUAAUCCUGAUAUUAAGUAUGCGGAUGACACACAUUUUGAAUGUUCUUUUGGGCAUCUUACAAGUUAUGGUGCGGGAUAUUAUGGGUAUAUGUGGUCCAAGGUCUUUGCUCUUGAUGUGUACGGGUAUAUCAAGAGUCAUAACGGUCUGCUAGAUCCUGUACUCGGCAAGCGUUACAUUUCCGACAUUAUUGGUGUUGGAGGUGGCAAGGAUCCAAGUGAGAUGCUGAAAAAAUUUCUGGGUAGAGAGCCUAACAGCGAUGCAUUCUUGAAAAGCCUCGGGGUUUAG
This is a messenger RNA of Trypanosoma rangeli, 2055 nucleotides long. RefSeq names its product metallo-peptidase, Clan MA(E), Family M3. Gene Ontology annotation, biological process: proteolysis; peptide metabolic process. Gene Ontology annotation, molecular function: metalloendopeptidase activity. The record is from RefSeq and is a predicted model, not a curated record. NCBI's taxonomy places the organism in Eukaryota, Euglenozoa, Kinetoplastea, Trypanosomatida, Trypanosomatidae. The transcript has a single exon. The coding region runs from base 1 to 2055 and encodes 684 amino acids.